UGCUCUCCAGUUCUCCAGUAGCGCGCGGAUGCGUUAGAAGUCAGAGAGCUGCUUCUCCUCUUUUCUUUUAUUUCCUCUCCGCUUGUUUUUUGAGUUUUAUUUGAGAACACACUCACUGCCGGGACAGAGUCUGACACUCUUCACCACCGUCAGGCUGAAGUUGAUUUGAAAGUUUAAAAGCGGCGAUGACGGAAAUAAGCGAUGAGAUGGAGAGCGACGCGGAGCCGCACGAGCUGCAGAGAUCACCGAGCACCUUAUCCAUCAACGCCGGAUCCAAGUUGUUGAGGUUAAAGCGUUCCUUGGCGUUUAUGCGCAGUAAGAGUGUGGAGAAUUUCUUCCAGCGCUCCUACAGCGACGCCCGUCUGCCUUCUGAUGUCAUCGACGAUGCCCCGCCUCCUUCCCCUCCUCUGCUUCCAGAGUCACCGCUGCCCAGCGACCCAAACCCCCCCAAACCCCCUUUAAGCCCCUCCCUCCUGGUGCAGCAGAAGCCCCGCCCUGCACAAACACACUGCUUCCUGGAUUAUGUGUUCCGCCGACCAACCAGCUGUCAGCUCUGCAAACACGUCAUCGUGGGGAACUCUAAACAGGGUCUUCGCUGUAGGACGUGUAAAAUCUCGGCUCAUCUCUGGUGCACUGCAGAGCUCUCACAGCAACCAUGCCAAGGAAAAGCCGGCAUGUUCAAGAGAAACUUCAGCACUCCAUCAAUCACCAGCGACCAGCCGGCAAAUAAAGAGGCUCAAACUACAUCAGAGGUGAAGGUGCGAAUGGACCCAGUCUACGCUACACUCCGCUAUGGGACGUCUUUGGCCCAGAUGAGCCGGUCUAGUUUCGGGAGUGUGUGUGAGUCUCCAACACGCAGCCUGUAUUCGUUUUUCACUGAUUCUCAGGGUGAUGGAGGGGAGGAGAAGGACGAAACGGAGACGGACAUGGACGAACAGACCAAUAACGACACGGACAGCGCAGAUCUCCCGAAUCCAGAGACUUCGAAGACUGAAGCGGAGGAUGUGAUAAAGUUUCCCAGAUUUCAUCCGAUCCACACGUACGUGGCUCUCUUCAAGUUUCUGCCACAAGAGCAGAACGAUCUGGAGUUACGUCCGGGAGACAGAGUGCAGGUCACUGAUGACUCUAAUGAAGAGUGGUGGAAGGGGAAGAGUGGAGACAGGGUGGGUUUCUUUCCCGCUAAGUUUGUACAGAGAGUGCGUCCAGGUGAGACUGUGUGGAGAGUCACGCAGGGUGUCCAUGGCGACCGACAGAUGGGUCACAUGACUGUUAAGGAAGAUCAGAUCUGCGUGGGGAAAAAGGAGGACAGUGACGGAUAUGUGAAGCUGUGCAGCGGGAAGAAGCGAGGCCUGGUGCCCACACACUCUCUGGAGGAAAUUUAACACACGUCACACACUCCAUACUGACCCAAUAAAUAAAACCCCAAUCCUAAAAAUACUGACAUCUGGAAUGACGGUGACGCGGUGAAGAGGCUACAGCGUGGGAUAAUGUCACGUAGAGCGUUGUGAUAUAAUACAGAAGUGUGUAACCAAACCACUGUGUAGUGUCUCUGAUUAUACACACACACACACACACA
Ictalurus furcatus (blue catfish) is the source of this 1576-nucleotide messenger RNA. RefSeq names its product SH3 and cysteine-rich domain-containing protein 2-like. Gene Ontology annotation, molecular function: protein binding. Gene Ontology annotation, biological process: positive regulation of protein localization to plasma membrane; positive regulation of voltage-gated calcium channel activity; skeletal muscle contraction. The transcript is spliced from 11 exons. Bases 186 to 1382 code for a protein of 398 amino acids. The record is from RefSeq and is a predicted model, not a curated record. Gene Ontology annotation, cellular component: extrinsic component of cytoplasmic side of plasma membrane. Lineage: Eukaryota; Metazoa; Chordata; Actinopteri; Siluriformes; Ictaluridae.